This is a messenger RNA of Symbiodinium sp. CCMP2456, 594 nucleotides long. The record is from the annotation of a GenBank genome assembly. NCBI's taxonomy places the organism in Eukaryota, Dinophyceae, Suessiales, Symbiodiniaceae.
AUGCAAAGGUUCAUAUUGCAUCUGGACAGUGGAAACACUGCACAUACCUGCAUCUCGCGUCAAGCGUUUGAAUUCUUGGGCUUACGAUCCGGUCAACGACUUCGGCAGACGCCAGUGUUCGGGGUGAACAAUCAGCGGUCCACCUGUGACGUUUAUGAGAUUCAGUAUAGCAUCGACUUGGUGAAUCAGGCCCAUAAGAUGACGAACUAUAUCAAGAAACGUACUGUCGAGGCGGCGGUGAUCAACGUGCCGGAGAAGCCUGGUGAGGUCGGCUACUUUGACCUCCUACUUUCGGCCACGGAUGUUCGGAAGUUCUUGAACAUGGAGCUUCCAAAUGGGGCAAAGCUAGUGCUUGACGUGCUGGAUGAUGCACCGAGGACGCUCUAUGACGGCGUGGAGCUACGCACGUUUGAGCGCUUUAGUGCGCGCCCACCCUUGGAACGUCCACCCUUCAGAACCCCCAGGCCUUUUCCAUCGUUUGAUCUUCCAUCGCCACCGAGCUUUCAUGACGAUCUUUUCUCGAACUUCUCGGACUUGUUUCACCCUAGGCGAGCACAACGUGCAAGCACUGCUUGCGUGCUUGCCGUAGGCUAG